Lytechinus variegatus (green sea urchin) is the source of this 2753-nucleotide messenger RNA. RefSeq lists its product as uncharacterized. The record is from RefSeq and is a predicted model, not a curated record. Gene Ontology annotation, molecular function: 3'-5'-RNA exonuclease activity. Lineage: Eukaryota; Metazoa; Echinodermata; Echinoidea; Temnopleuroida; Toxopneustidae. The coding region runs from base 1 to 1968 and encodes 655 amino acids. The transcript is spliced from 2 exons.
AUGAGAGAACUUCUGUCUCUGGAAGUCAUCAGUGCUGAAACUGAAAAAAGGGCAGAACUACUACUUGCAAAAGUUAAGAACACCAUGACUGAUCGGUGCAUUGUAAAUAAGAAGUUCAUAAGGCUGUUGGAGGAGUGGCGACAGAAAUUUCUGCCAUCUGUCAUUGAUAAUUGGGAGGAACUGUCUACCCAAGUAAAGGAAAAAAUGGCAAGCGUCAAUGAUUUGUAUUGCGGAAAACAUCUGGUGCUGAAUUUCCAAGAGUAUGCUACAGCAGCACUACAAGCAUGGGAAACUGUUGAAUCUGCUGGAAGGAAGCUGGGACGAGAGUCGCACAUCCCAUGGAAUAAAAAGUCAGAAUCUGCAGCAAUGCUGGCAGUUAGAACUGUUUGUGAAGCAUUUGGACCAGAUGCACAUCCACAGGCAGGUUGUCCCCAGGAGUUCAAAGCCUUCACCAAGCAGAAUUAUCUGAGAGCUUACAGGGGUAAUAGGUUUAAUGUUCCAUUUGAAAAUUCAGCUGCCACUUAUUAUCAUUACGUCAACAACCAUUUCAAGGAUGUUUGCAACACUUUGCCUGCCAGAAAACAAAGCAAUACUCUGAUAAAGUCUGUCAUGUGGGAUCUUGAAGACAACAUCAUUCUCGGAGGCAUUAGGGCAAUGGGCAUCCUAUGUGUUCAUCUUUCGACUCCACUCAUGCAUAUGAUUGAGAGCAGAGGUCAUGUAAUGGAUACUGACAGAUACUACACUAGGCUUCAUGACUUUGUGUAUGAGCAAAUGGAAGACCCUACUGAUCUCUUGAAUGAUAGUGCAGUAUUGUUUCCUGAAUAUCCACCGAAAGAGAAUGAAGUACACAAAGGUUUGUACAGUGAAGUGAACGAAGAAGUAGACUUCUACGCAAAGCAGUCAAUCAUCAUCAUCUUACACAACAUCUUUGUGUGUAUCAAACGACAGCUUGAAGAUCACUUACCUGGAGGCAAACACCAUAAUGUGGAUAAUAGAGUUCAUGAGGAAACUGAGACAUGCCCAAGAGACAACAUAGCAGCUGAGAGAAUGUUUGCUGGGUUGGAUUACCUCAAAAGAUCAAGACCAAACUUGACAGUGCUUGCGAUGCAAGGCAUAUUGCUGUGGUCCCAAAACAAAUCCAUGGAAUAUCUUGAUAAGUGUUCUGAGGAAGAAAAAUCCAAACUGAUCAAAGCUGCCACCAAGAAUAAAAGAAUUGUUUUGAAGAGUUACCAGGACAAGGUGAAGGAAAUGAAGAAGGAAAGGCAAGAGAUUAUGGACAGACAGCAACAAGCUAAAGAGGAAAAGAAAAGAAAAUUGGUUGCAGCAACCGUCCGAGCAACUGAGAUGGUAAAUAAGUUGUGUGAUGGUCCUUGUACUUCAAGUGCUGAUGUGGAGUCCAUGAUGUCUAUGAAGGCUCCGUCUGAUCAAAGAGAGGCUCUGUUGGCACAGAUCGACUACUACAAAUCUGUGAACAAAGGAUUGGUAAAAGGUGCUUUGUUUUUUAAAUCAAAGGCUGGUAAACCCCUGAGCUCAUCUGACCUAAGUAACAACCUAAAGGAGAUAAUAAGAGUUGUUAAUUUAGCUCCCAUCAGUCAGUCAGAAUCUGGUAGAUCUGUUAUAUUCUCUGAUAGUGAUACUCUUCAAGAAGAAAGGAAAUCCUUACGAGAAAAAUUGCUAUCAAAAGUGAAAGGAAGAAAACGAAAGGAACCUUUUCCUGAGACUGCCAUUUUACACAAGAGAAUUAAACACAAGUUUCUUCCAGAAGGUGGCAAACGUCUCGUCACAUACCAUGGCAGAGUUUUGAGAAAAAGUACUCAGCAGGACAUUGAAGAAUUGAUGGAAUCAAGUGAUCAGGAAUAUUUGGACAAAGGGUAUACUUUCUACACCCUUAUGUACGACAGUGAUGAGGACCUGUACACAUAUCCUCUGGAAAAGGAAUGGGAGGAUAAUUGUCUGGAGAUUAUGUAAACAUUUAUAAUCAUAGAACAGAAAAGGGAAUAUAGCCCUUUCUUGAAACUGCAUUCUACACAAGAGAUUAUAAAGAGACAACUUUAUUCCAGAAGGUGGUUAACAUCUUGUCACAUAUCGUGGCAGAUUUUUGAGAAAAUUUACUUAACAGUACUAAUGGACAUUGAAGUGGAGACUUGAUGGAUCAAAUGAACUUUAUUUGGACAAAUGAUAUACAUGUACAUUUCACACCUUUAUGUACAUGUGUGACAAUGCUAAGGACUUGUACAAAUAUCUUCUGGAAAAAGAAUUGGAGGAUGAUUAUCUGGAGAUGUGGCAGGCGAAGAGGUCGUCAGUUCAUUGUUGGUUUCAAGUUCCACUUUCUCGAUCUGAUCCCCUUGGUAGUGACUCCGUGCCAAUUAAUGGACAAGCCCAUCUGCAAAACAAAAGCAAACAUGUUCAACACUGUAUAGGUAAAAAUAGAAGUGUUCAAAUGUUACAGUUUACCUUCUAUAUUUAAUCCAUGUGAACAAGACAAACCAUGUGAUGGCGCUUUGGUUGUCAUUGAACAUUUCAUGAAUUAUGUAAUAUUUUAUGUGCAUAAAAUGUCUAAUUUGAAUAAUUAAUGAGCUAAUUUGCAUAUUCUUGAUGAUAGAUUAAUAAAAUGUGGUCAAAAUGAAAGGUUUUAGUGCAAGAAGACAUCAUGCCAAGUUUCAUGGCAUGAAACCUAAUAUAACUUGAGUUAUUGCAUUUAUGCAUAUUAAUUAGGUCUAAUUUGCAUAUUUCGAAGUGUUUUCUUACGUUGC